Molecule: messenger RNA, 1785 nt
Organism: Beauveria bassiana ARSEF 2860
Lineage: Eukaryota; Fungi; Ascomycota; Sordariomycetes; Hypocreales; Cordycipitaceae
Product: ferric reductase like transmembrane component
Exons: 2
Coding region: 1-1785 (594 amino acids)
Biological process (GO): iron ion transport; copper ion import; intracellular iron ion homeostasis
Cellular component (GO): plasma membrane
Molecular function (GO): ferric-chelate reductase activity
Source: RefSeq, a predicted model, not a curated record
AUGGGAUGGCCGUAUGAGUUUGUGAAGCUGACGCCAGAGGAGAAGCACGCUCGGCGUGAUGUGCUCGAUCGUUACGGCCUCAUCGCCCACUGUUCCGCACUGGCGCCCAUCCUCGUCUUCGGCCUCAUCCAGCUCGUGCGGCUGACAUAUCGCUACGCUACGGGAAUCUUGCGCGGCGCCGACGGCCAGGGCACCUAUGCUGAAAUUCCCAACUCGCCGGCCUUCAAGGCGCAAGAACAUACGGCCGCCAGCAAAUUCCAGACGGCAUGGGCCAAGUUCAGAUGGUGGAUGGGCGAUGAGUUUCGCCUCGCUGGAACCAGCUGGGGUCGCAAAGAGGAAUGGGCCGUAGGACUUUUUUGGACAGCAUGGUUGCUGCUGCUGUGUUUUUUAGAAACUGGAAAAGACUACUUUCACCUCACGAAGCGCUUUGGUAUCAUUGCCGUAUCGCAGAUGCCGAUCCAAUAUCUAUUAUCUCUCAAGGCGAUGAAUCCCUUCGCCUGGGCCUUAGCGUCGUCGCAUGAAGAAGUCAACCAUUACCACCGCAUCCUCGGCCGCAUCAGCUACUGCCUCGUUCUCGUACACUUGGUUCUGUAUAAUGUAUACUAUAUCAUGGCCAGCAAGUGGGUGGCCAGAAUCUUUGCGCCCGAUAUCUUCUGCGGCGUAUUAGCCUCGCUUCUAUUCAAUGCUAUUGUCAUCACGGCCAUGAGAAGAAUCCGCCAAGUUGCCUACCGCGUCUUCUUCAUCACUCAUCUGGCCGGCGCCUUCUUUGCCCCCACGCUGCUCAUAUUCCACGCCAGGUCUGCGCGGUGGUAUGCUAUUGAGUGCUGCGUCAUCUUCCUGUUUGAUCUUGCUGUGCGCAAACGCUAUUGCACCGUGGCGCUGGCCACGAUCGAAGCCAUCCCUUGCACGACCCUCGUCAAAGUCACCGCGCCGCUUCCACCCGGGCAUCUAGAUUACUUCCGUGGCGCACCGGGAUCACACGUCUACGUCAGUCUGCCCACGGAAGGCCGCAAGGAAUCAGUCCCCGCGUCGCAGUCCGCCCUCUUUGACUAUUCAUACAACCCGUACUCAGUCGCCUCCCUCAUCGAAGAUGCCGAUGCCAUCGGCUUCGUCGUGCGCGCGCGGCGUGGCGCCAUGAGCCGCGUCCUCACCGCCUACGCUGCGGCCACCCCAACCGCCGAGUCCCCCGAGGACGCCAAGGUGCGCCUCUCCAUCGAAGGGCCGUACGGCGCCAUGGCGCACAAAUACUGCGCCCUUCUCACCAGCGGUGCCAGCCGCGUGCUCUUCGUCGCUGGCGGCGUCGGCGCGACCUUUAUUCUGCCCAUCUUCCAGGCCGUGCAGGCCGAGUUGCCGCUCGCGCGUCUGCAAAUGAUCUGGGCUAUUCGCGCCGCCGGCGACGCGACGUGGGCCGUGCCGGCCAGCGCAGGCAGCAAAACUGUACUCAAUGACGAGCGCAUACAACUCUACCUGACUGGCGACGGCGCCGCCACCCCCGAUCCCGACGGCGGUGAUGAAGGCGCCUCCGCGGUGGAACUGCAGUCACUGCCGCCAUUGCGCAGCGCCUUUGGUCGGCGUGCGCGCAUGGGCAAGGCCAAUCAGAAGAACCGGCGACGGCCCAACUUUGAAAAGAUUGUAGACGAGGCGUUCAAGCUCAGCGGGCAGGGCGUUGUCGCGAUCGUGGUCUGCGGACCGAAGGAGAUGGCGGACGAGGUGAGACGCUGCGUGCGACCGUGGGUAAUGAAGGGCCGCAAAGUGUGGUACCACAACGAGAGCUUCGAAUGGUAG